GAGAAGAAGAGUAGAGAGAAAACUGGGCCUUUGAGACCUACCAGGUUCACAGAACAGAGCUACAGCCAUGGCUGAAUCGGUUUCAGUGGACAUUGAGAGGAUCUAUCUCAGUGGAAAGGAACAUCAUAUUCGGACUGGCUGUGGUUCUGUAUCUGUCAUAGUCUAUGGGGAUCAUGACAAACCAGCUCUGAUCACUUAUCCAGAUUUAGCACUUAAUCAUAUGUCAUGUUUCCAAGGAUUAUUUUUCUGUCCCGAGGCAGCUUCUUUGCUGCUUCACAACUUUUGCAUAUAUCAUAUCAGUCCUCCUGGGCAUGAGUUAGGAGCUGCUGCAAUUUGUCCCGACGAUCCUGUCCCUUCUGCCGAUGACUUAGCAGAUCAAAUAAUUGAGGUUCUCAACCAUUUUAGGCUUGGUGCAGUGAUGUGUAUGGGAGUAACGGCUGGUGCUUAUAUCCUUUCUCUAUUCGCAAUGAAAUAUAGGGAGCGUGUUCUUGGUUUAAUACUUGUAUCUCCCUUAUGCAAAGCUCCUUCUUGGACGGAAUGGUUUUAUAACAAGGUGAUGUCAAAUUUGUUAUAUUUCUAUGGUGUAUGUGGCAUGCUGAAGGAGUGUUUGCUCCAGCGGUACUUCAGCAAGGAAGUUCGUGGUAGUGCUGAAGUUCCAGAAUCCGAGAUAGUUCAAGCUUGCAGAAAAUUGCUGGAUGAGAGAAAGAGCGUCAAUGUCUUACGGUUUCUUCAUGUUAUUAAUGAGAGACCAGAUAUAACAGAAGGAUUGAAGAGAUUAAAAUGUCGUACACUUAUUUUUGUUGGGGACAGUUCUCCUUUCCAUUCGGAGGCUCUUCACAUGACUUCAAAACUUGAUAGGAGAUAUAGUGCUUUGGUUGAGGUCCAGGCUUGUGGAUCAAUGGUUACAGAGGAACAGCCACACGCAAUGCUGAUUCCUAUGGAGUACUUCUUCAUGGGGUAUGGAUUGUAUAGGCCAUGCUAUUUCAGUGACAGCCCAAGGAGCCCACUUAGCCCUUCUUGCAUCUCUCCCGAGCUCCUUUCUCCAGAAAGCAUGGGAUUGAAGCUAAAGCCUAUUAAGACCCGUGUUUCACUGGAAGUUUGAUAUGGGACAAACACUUUUUUUUUUCUUCCUAAUUUUUUGAUUGUUUAAGAGGGAUAGAGAAGUGGUUGGAGAGUUGGCUGGUUGUAGAUAGAUAUAAAGGGCAAUUGAGAAUUCGUUGGAAUAUAUAGAUAUAGUAAGAUUCGUGUUCAUUCGUUUGUAGUCAGUCAUUGACGAAUAUCACUGUGAGCUGUAUCUGUAAAUUCUAUAUGGACUCGAAAUUUAUUUAUGGUUGA
This is a messenger RNA of Gastrolobium bilobum, 1335 nucleotides long. Its product is annotated as protein NDL1-like. The transcript has 11 exons. The coding region runs from base 68 to 1102 and encodes 344 amino acids. Lineage: Eukaryota; Viridiplantae; Streptophyta; Magnoliopsida; Fabales; Fabaceae. The record is from RefSeq and is a predicted model, not a curated record.